CUUGUUGUGUCUUUCUUAAACCUCAGAAAGUUGAAGUCUUUUGGGAUGAUGGCUAUGUUGGUGAGACGAGCUCUAUCUAGUCGUAACGCGAUUGGGUUUCUCAGAAGAAGCUCCGUUGUUGUUGUUCAAUCUCGUGAUUUCUCCAUCAUUUCUUCACCCAAUCUGAUGAUGGUAGGCCGGGAUUUGCAAUUCGAUGUGUCCAUGCCGGAUUUCCUCAGAGAUACUCGUCGAGGCUUCGCCAAAGGCAAAAAAUCAAAGGACGAUUCAGCAACUGGGAUGGUCGACGCAGCUCCAGAUAUCGGCCCUACCGUGAAAGCAGCAGCCUCUUCUCAAAUGGAAGCAGCCAUCGAUGCAUUAUCCCGGGAUUUAACUAAAUUAAGAACCGGAAGAGCAGCACCAGGAAUGCUUGAUCAUAUUGUUGUUGAAACGGGGGGAGUAAAGAUGCCACUCAAUCACUUAGCUUUGGUCUCUGUCUUGGAUCCUAAGACUCUCUCUGUCAAUCCUUAUGAUCCCGAUACGGUCAAAGAACUUGAGAAAGCAAUAGUCGCGUCCCCAUUAGGAUUAAACCCAAAACUGGAUGGCCAACGACUGGUCGCAUCUAUCCCAGCAUUGACCAAGGAGCAUAUUCAGGCAAUGUGCAAGAUUGUAACAAAGUCCAGUGAAGUUGUCAAACAAAGCAUAAGAAGAGCGAGGCAAAAGGCACUGGACACGAUAAAGAAAGCAGGCUCGAGCCUACCAAAGGAUGAAGUGAAAAGACUGGAGAAGGAAGUAGAUGAGUUGACGAAGAAGUUUGUGAAGUCAGCAGAGGACAUGUGCAAGUCCAAAGAGAAAGAGAUCACCGAAGCCUGAUUCAUCAUUUCUAUCCAUCACUAGCUGAACAAGUAUUCAGUCUUUUUACGCUACCUAAAAGACUCUUUAUUCAUUGCCAAGAUUUGUUUUUUGAAUGUUUGAUUUGGGGAUCUUCUUCAACUGCAAGAAAAUUGAUUAUGAGGA
Molecule: messenger RNA, 993 nt
Organism: Arabidopsis arenosa
Lineage: Eukaryota; Viridiplantae; Streptophyta; Magnoliopsida; Brassicales; Brassicaceae
Source: the annotation of a GenBank genome assembly